Chara braunii is the source of this 1601-nucleotide messenger RNA. The record is from the annotation of a GenBank genome assembly. NCBI's taxonomy places the organism in Eukaryota, Viridiplantae, Streptophyta, Charophyceae, Charales, Characeae.
UGGUCCUGGGCAGAUGGCGGACAUGCCACCGCUGUUACGCAGGAAAUGGACCGGUCCCAUUCCUCUUUGUCGUCGAGUCCCUGUCGACGCUGUUGUGUCUCGCGACGGUCCCACAAUUUUUUGGCGAGCGGUGGACAUUUAAAUCAGGAAAGGGUGGGAGGUGAAAAAAAAAAAACACAAAACACAAAAUUCCACGAACAGAAUGCAGGGAGCAACUAGGGACGCCCCACACGAGCGCGCAGUCUGUCAACAACGCGCCUCCUCUGCAUGAGGCAUGCAAUUGAACGGGACGUUGGCCAUUACGAUCAACGCCGACAGCAUAGCCAGGAUAGCAAUGCAGCGCACGCCGUCCAUCACCCGCACUCUGGCCCGAGGUGUGCAUCGACUCCAGCCGACCCGGUUUGGAGGCAGGGCGUUGACGAUGAUCGGUGCCGGUCUUGCUGCGAGGCACUGGAUUGUGGGAUCUGCCGAAUAUGUUCGUGAAUCGGCGUCGUUGAGGGCGCACCUUGGAGGCGGGAAAUAUUGUUCACGUGUGUCGUGUGAACCCUGUGGUGAGGCGAUCGGCUUGGACGGGCGUUCAGUUGUUGUCAGGCAUCUGCCAGUCACUCCUUCCUCUCUCCUGUCCUCCAGUUCCUUACCGAGCCAUUCUGCGUCCACGCCAGUCGACACCUACACGUCCUGGGGAGCUUGCGGGCGAGUGGGGAGCCGUUCGACGUCUGCAGCGGCUCGCGGAAAGGGAGGGGACGCAGGACACUGGCGGCCAAUGUGGGGAGGGUUGUUCAUCUCUGCACCGCUAGGGCAAGGAGGCAUGACAAGCUUGGUGCACAGGCUGCAGUUUCCUUUGGGCAUUGUUGAUAACCCUACUGUUGCUUUUGGUUGUCGAGGCCAUCGCCGUUCUCUUUUGCGCUGUCUUGCUGCUACUCACGGUGGUGUUGUGGGUUCUCAUCUUCCCGAGGUUUGCAGCAAGUGGAGAAACUGUGGCGAUGUGCCUGCCGCAGCGGUGCUCCAACAUCCAUCUCCAUCUGCCUCCGUCACGGGAGUGGGGGAAGGCACAUGGUCGACUGCGCACAGACGUGGGCGUCCGCCUGACGCAGCAUCCACAUCAACACCAGUCGGAGGCUGCGCGGAUGGGAGCACUGUCAUGCAUAACACAAAUGCAGGAGGCGGCGGCUCACGGGCCGGUGUGCAAGCUCCUCCGGCGCAAAAACAAGUUCAAUGGUUUGUGGAGGAGUGCUUGGCUCUUGAUAGGAUCCAGCGUGAAGACGACGCUCUUAUGGCGGAUGCGUCUAGUGUGCACAAGCACAUGAAGCAUGGCGAGAGACGGGAAUGGAUCGCCCGUCGGAUGAGGGACGAGGGCUGGAAUCGAUCUACGAAAGACUGCAGGAAGAAGUGGUUUGCGCUAGGGCAGAAAUUGAAGCUGCUCGCAGACAAGGUCGGUCAGUCCGGAAAGUCGGGAUACUUUGACAUCAUGAUGACAGUGGAAGAGAGGGAGGCAGAAGGGUUGUAUGCAAACUUUGAUAGGCGGUUAUGGGCGAAGAUGGAUGGGAUUUUGCAAAAGGCUUAGCCGUCAGAGACCUGUGACAACACGCUGCACACCGACU